Phodopus roborovskii (desert hamster) is the source of this 1774-nucleotide messenger RNA. RefSeq names its product SPARC (osteonectin), cwcv and kazal like domains proteoglycan 2 (gene Spock2). The transcript is spliced from 11 exons. The coding region runs from base 335 to 1606 and encodes 423 amino acids. Gene Ontology annotation, molecular function: calcium ion binding; protein binding. The record is from RefSeq and is a predicted model, not a curated record. NCBI's taxonomy places the organism in Eukaryota, Metazoa, Chordata, Mammalia, Rodentia, Cricetidae.
AAAUCUACCCCCUCCUUUUUUUUUUUUUUUUUAAACCAGGUAUGAUGAUGUCAAACGUGAUGCUGAUGCUACAGUUACAGACACAGCCCCCGCUGGCGCAGCCUCUCUGAUUCUCUCUCCUCCGCGUCCAGCGCUGGGCUUUUUCAGACAAGUGCAUCUGCUAACCAGGUCACAUUUCAGCCACGACCCACCCUCCGUCAGUCACUGGAGUCAGAGCGCAGGAGGAGGGCUGAAGAGGACCGCAACGCCUCGCCAACGGCGCGUUGGAGGGAAGAACAUCAAAUCCUGCAGAAGUCGAGAACCCCCCCCCCCCAAGGUCCAAGCUCAGACCACGAUGAACGCUCCGGGCUACGGGCGGCUGGCGCUGCCGCUGCUGUUCCUCGCAGUGGUCGCGCUGGCUGAAGGCGACACCAAGGGGCUCAAGGAGGGCGAGACCCCAGGCAAUUUCAUGGAGGACGAGCAAUGGCUGUCGUCCAUCUCUCAGUACAGCGGCAAGAUUAAGCACUGGAACCGCUUCCGAGACGAAGUAGAAGAUGACUACAUCAAGAGCUGGGAGGACAAUCAGCAAGGAGAUGAAGCCCUGGACACCACCAAGGACCCCUGCCAGAAGGUAAAGUGCAGUCGCCACAAGGUGUGCAUUGCCCAAGGCUACCAGCGGGCCAUGUGCAUCAGCCGCAAGAAACUGGAGCACAGGAUCAAACAGCCCUCUCAGAAACUCCAUGGAAACAAAGACUCCACUUGCAAGCCCUGUCACAUGGCCCAGCUCGCUUCAGUCUGUGGCUCUGAUGGCCACACCUACAGCUCGGUGUGUAAACUGGAACAGCAGGCAUGCCUGAGCAGCAAGCAGCUGGCGGUGAGAUGUGAGGGCCCCUGUCCCUGUCCCACGGAGCAGGCAACUACAUCCGCCACCGAUGGCAAGUCAGAGACCUGCACAGGACAGGACCUGGCUGACCUGGGGGAUAGACUCCGAGACUGGUUCCAGCUCCUUCGUGAGAACUCCAAGCAGAAUGGCUCAGCCAGCAGUGCAACCAACCCCGCAGGGCUGGACAAGAACCUGGGGGCCAGUUGCAAGGACUCCAUUGGUUGGAUGUUCUCCAAGCUGGACACCAGUGGAGAUCUCUUCUUGGACCAGACAGAACUGGCUGCCAUCAACCUGGACAAAUAUGAGGUCUGCAUCCGCCCCUUCUUCAACUCCUGCGAUACCUACAAAGAUGGCCGGGUUUCUACUGCUGAGUGGUGCCUCUGCUUCUGGAGGGAGAAGCCCCCCUGCCUGGCAGAGCUGGAGCGCACACAGAUCCAGGAGGCAGCCAAGAAGAAGCCAGGUGUCUUCAUCCCAAGCUGUGAUGAGGAUGGCUAUUACCGGAAGAUGCAGUGUGACCAAAGCAGUGGUGACUGUUGGUGUGUGGACCAGCUGGGCCUGGAGCUGACGGGCACACGCAUGCAUGGGAACCCUGACUGUGAUGACAUCGUAGGUUUCUCAGGGGACUUUGGAAGUGGUGUCGGCUGGGAGGAUGAGGAGGAAAAGGAGACAGAAGAAACAGGAGAGGAGGCUGAGGAGGAGGAGGGUGAGGCUGGUGAGGCAGAUGAUGGCGGCUACAUUUGGUAGAUGGCCUUCAAGGGCCUCGGCAGGCCAGGGUGCCGAUGGCCAGAGAGACAGGCCAGAAGAAACCUGGACGACAGCAGACAACUUAGCAAAUGGAUCCGGAAGUCAGUGUGAAGGACCCUGGCUCCAGAGGGGAGACUGGAGUGGAGAGUGCGGUAUGUGUGACGUGUG